Mya arenaria is the source of this 1230-nucleotide messenger RNA. RefSeq lists its product as uncharacterized. The record is from RefSeq and is a predicted model, not a curated record. The coding region runs from base 75 to 620 and encodes 181 amino acids. The transcript has 5 exons. Lineage: Eukaryota; Metazoa; Mollusca; Bivalvia; Myida; Myidae.
UUACGGCACCAUAUCUUAAUUGUUCACUGCUACUGGUUGUUAUCACUAGGUGGAAAGGUGACCAUAAGAUCAAGAUGUUGACGUUUAGCCUUUUUGUUAUCUGGAUGUGUUUUUUGUAUUCUGUUUAUGGAGCAGUAACUAUAUCCCCAAAGACUGAGUUUCCAAUGAAUGGGGAAAGUUUUACAUUUACAUGUGAAAAUCACAUCUCGGGAAAUAACAUCAACUGGGCUGCCGAUGUAAACAUAGAUGUACCUUCUCUCACUGUAUCUGAACCAGCAGAAAAAACAGAUGGCCAGGUUUCCAUAGAAACUGAUUGUUUGACACCAGUGUCUGCCGUAUCAUCACAACGUUGUACAUACUACUUAAAGGAAGGUGUCGAAUAUGAAACCUGUGAAAGUGAAACACAAACAAGUUCACCAACUGGUUGUACCGAUACAUGCAAUGGGGAGACUUGGGCAAAAGUCACUGUUCAAUAUCAGUAUACUCAAGCAACACACAACCCAGUAGAAGGCAAUUUGCGAGUUCGAAUCAAACACACUGGAGACUCAAACAACCCAAGGGAAAUUGUAUGGAAUUCAACUAACAUUCAAUGGGUUGAAGGUGUCGAAGGUUAUACGUGAUGUUCAUCUGCAAGACAGUAUAAGAAAAUGUUUGUUGAUAUUUUAAAAUUUUACAUCAGCUCAUGUAAGAGUGCGAUGAUGGCCUCGCUCCACCCUUAUUCAAGAUAGCUUCCAAGAUGACCUCCAGUAAAUUCAAAUGUACAACUUUCGUGCAAAUAUGUGCAUGGAUAUUCCAUUGUCUGAAAUCAUCCCAUUUUAAUUUAUCUGUUUUCAAGCUGGCAUCGUCGAACAAACAAAAGUUAUGCCCCGUUUUUGACAAAUAUAAAUGCAAAAAACGUUCACACAAGCUAAAGAUAUCCAAAUAAACCUUUUUACACAUGCGAUAAUAAACAUAGCAAGGCCUCUAAUGAAGACUACCAUAAUUUUCCAGUUAUGCUCCAUCUUUGACAAAUAAACUCCAAAUUGUUUUUGAGAGUUCUACAAUGAAAAAAAAGUAAGUAUAUAUUGAGAAACAUAUAGAAAUCAUCAAUAUUUAAAUGGCAUGCAAGAUGGAAUAUAUGGAAAUGGUUAUUUCUUUCUAAAUUUUACUAUUUGUUAUGGUUGCUUUUCAUAAAGCAUCUUAAUUUAUCGUUUUGAUGAAAUAAAUAUACUAUCAAGCAAUUAAAAUCAA